UAUACGCUAAGCAGACUGUUCGUACAGUCGAUAAGUUGUUACGUCGCCGACCAUGACGAAAGCGCGACAGGGCCUGAAUAUCAUUGAGUUUGAUCCAAACACUACCUGCUACGGAAAGAGAAUCCCAAAAGAAGCCUGGGACAAAAUCAGAGUUCAGGUGUUGCCGUACUUGGCCUUGCCAGUUGCCAAAAUCCGAGAACAACUCGAGUCACAGGAAAUUUACGUCACAGAAAACCAACUUUACCGGAAAAUCAGGACAUGGCGAUCCGAGAAGGAGGGGAUCAAGCGAAUCUCCCUGGGCGACAGGUCCCCUCGGGAUCUCGCCACACUGAAGCAAGUCGGUGGCCGCGAGAAGAAAAAAACCAAAGACAUUGCACAGACGCCGCGGGUCCGCGUCACACCCCGGUUCACGACCAUGGACUCUACCACUUCAAACAUUGACUCCGAUCUUGAAUCAACACCGCAGCGUACGAAUCCUCCGGUCCCCUCGCAACCCUCGGUACAGAGACAAAAAGUGGUAUUCGGGGACCACAACCGAAAUGGCCACAUCUCAUCCGACCGUGGCUGAGGGUUCUUCCCC
This is a messenger RNA of Cladophialophora immunda, 580 nucleotides long. RefSeq lists its product as uncharacterized. Bases 53 to 568 code for a protein of 171 amino acids. The record is from RefSeq and is a predicted model, not a curated record. The transcript has a single exon. NCBI's taxonomy places the organism in Eukaryota, Fungi, Ascomycota, Eurotiomycetes, Chaetothyriales, Herpotrichiellaceae.